This is a messenger RNA of Epinephelus fuscoguttatus (brown-marbled grouper), 6829 nucleotides long. Its product is annotated as zinc finger protein 516-like. The transcript has 5 exons. Gene Ontology annotation, molecular function: DNA-binding transcription factor activity, RNA polymerase II-specific; RNA polymerase II cis-regulatory region sequence-specific DNA binding. Lineage: Eukaryota; Metazoa; Chordata; Actinopteri; Perciformes; Serranidae. The coding region runs from base 551 to 3307 and encodes 918 amino acids. Gene Ontology annotation, cellular component: nucleus. Gene Ontology annotation, biological process: regulation of DNA-templated transcription. The record is from RefSeq and is a predicted model, not a curated record.
UCACAGCUCAGUUGCAGCGAGUGGAGCAGAGCCGCGCGCACGCAGAGAUCACCGGCCGUUGCUUGUUAUUAACGUUAAUAACGUUAUCUCUCGCGUCACUCAAGUCCCCAACAUCGACUGCUGCCGCUGCGCAGGAGGAGGACGGGACUGCGGUCCAGGUGCACCGCUGUGAUUGAGAGACAGUGAAGUUUUAACGCUACGGAGAAGAAAAGAGAUGAACCCCCAGCUAACGGACGGCGCCCUGAUUUGUCGACAAGUGUUUAUCUGUUAAACGAAGCUCGCCGACGGCUUUUUAUCGGUGAUGGGAUUCCUUCAGGAGCGACCUGCCGCCUAACGUUAACCCCCUUUAAGGUAUUCUUGUGAAAACAGUAGGCAACUGGAUAAAGAACAUCUCUUCAAAAAUCAGGAUGGACACUAAAGCUGUCAUGUUUUGCAAGUUUUUGAUGCCUAUUCUGAGAACUCACUAACUUUUGGGAGAUAAACUGUUCAUAGUAAGAGGAUUUUAUCACACAGCUUUGGUUUUUCACGUCCCGGCGUUUCAGGAAACGUAAUGGAGACAGAGGAGAAGGACGAUGUGUCACAAAAACCCACAGCUAAUAAAAAGGCAGAACCAAAGGAAGAUGUGAAUUCUGGCCACAUCUGUGGGGUGUGUGGCCGCAGCUUUCCUCUUCUCAGCUCUCUGUCACAGCACAUGAGAAGACACACACGGGAGAAGCCGUACAAGUGUCCGUACUGUGAGCACAGGACGGCUCAGAAGGGCAGUCUGAAGGCUCACAUUCGAAGCCAUAAACUGGGUCUAUUCAGCCAUAACCUCAGUGACAAGGAGGGGAAUGGAAAUCAAGAGCAGAAAGAUAAUGCAGAGACACCUGACGCUCCGGAAAUCGUCAACACAUCUGGCAAAGCUCAUAAUGUCAACGGGAAAGUGAAGAAGAAAGGAAACAAGAAAAAAGUAAAGGGUAAAGACACUGAGGUCGGUGACGAAGCUGAUGAUGGGCCCUGUACCUGCAGCAUCUGUGGCCAGGUUUUCCCUCAGGUACUACGCCUUAAGUCCCAUAUGAAAAAGCACCGAAGCCCCCAGGAUCACGGUUGCCGGAUUUGUGGACGUCGUUUCCGCCAGGCAUGGUUCCUCCAAAGUCAUAUGCGGAUUCACAGAGUCAAAGCCCAGCUAAGAGGUGGCAAAAGCAAUGAGCUGCCUGCCACCAUCAAUGGAGUUCCUCAGGACCCAACAUCGCUGACAAAUGAAGAGUGCCUCUAUGAGCUCUGUGCCGGCUGUGGUAACUUCUUCUAUGACCGUAAGGCAUUGCGAAUGCAUGAAACGCUACACAAACCGAACCACAGCCGCACUCAGACACAAAAUCCAUCACAGGAAGACACUGGCGCCUCGCAGUUGGACAUUACUAAGAGGUGUUUUUUGGAAAGCCUGAACCUCACAUGUGCUGGACCGAGGGAGGCUUCUGAGGAAAAUAGCCUGGGCAGGCGAAUCUCAGAGCUGGAUCCAGUUUGUAGUUACCAAGCCUGGCAGUUGGCCACAAGGGGACGACUAGUGGAGGCCGCAGAGAAAUGUCUGGGAUGGGAGGAGAGGCUGGCAGAUGCCGAGGUAGCAUAUGACACAGAGAAGGGCGAAUAUGUACCCCUGAAGCAGGAGAAGAAGAGGAAGCAAAUUGACACCUCCAGCUCCAACAUUAAGAAGAUCAAGGGUGAUACAAGCCUCGAUCACACAUCCAACAGCUUGGCUCACACUAAAGGUGGUGACAAGAGGAUUUCCCAGAAAGACCGUAUUCUGUUGAACGGACUUGGUCAUGCGUUUUAUGAGGCGCUGCAGACUAAGAAAGUCAAAGAUGUCCGCCUGACACCUAAACAGACCAACAGCACCAGGGGCCCAGACCAGGAGGAUAAAAAGACGUACUUCUGUGAGCACUGUGAUUUCCACACUGUCGACGCCUCACUACUCAGGUCACACCUGCACAGGCAGCACCAGGACUUCCUGAGUCCCUACAGCAAACACAGCACCGUGUUGAACAACAUUAACCAGAGUGGUUCCAAAGCCUCAAGAUACAUGGACUACCUCAGAAACAGGAGUGCGCUGCUCAGUCAGCCAUACUGGAAUCCUUACACGUGUCCGCUUGGCCAGGGGUCAGCAGAGUCCUGCAUUAAAACAGAAAAGCCAAAUGGUGCUGAGAUCAAAGGACAAGGACAUACUACUAAUGAUGCUGGAAGUCUCCUUAAUUUGUCUUCAUUACCCAUAAAUGAAGGAGACGGCACUGUAAAUGAUCCCAUAAAGACAGAGGGCCUGGUCAGACAUCAGUGCCCAUACUGCUCCCACACCACUAACUAUCCAGAAGUACUGUGGAUCCAUCAGCGAGUUGCACACAGGGUGGACAGCAGCAGUUCCAUGGCACCCAAGUGGGCACCCUGCACCAACAGCCUCAAGAGUUUAAAGGCAGGUGCUACCCAGUGGCGACGUACAGGGCCUCCACCAUUCCUCGAGGGCAAGGACUGCCCUGCUUUACCUGCUCCAAGAACUCAGCGCACACAGCCUCCAGGUUUGACAACCCACAGCAGCAGCAGCAGCAGCAGCAGCAGCAGCAACAAGCACUCAGCCCCCAAGAGCCAAUCAGGCACCCCAAAGUCCAAGCAUCCGGCUAAGGACUCACGCUCCUCAGAUGGGACACAGUCUAGUGGGAGGAUGGGACUCCUACCUCAGAAGAAGUCUGGUGAGCAUAACCGGGCAGAGAAAGCAGGAAGUAAAAGCUCCAGCACCCAAGCUACUUCAUCAAGCAGUAUUGUGCACAACAAGAGUGCCCCAAGUUUCCAGCCUACAAGCAGCCCGAAACACAGAGGCCACAGAGCUGCGGUGGAAGGAAACUUCCCACAGGAGGGUUUGGGUUUCAUGUUGGCCAGAAAUCAUGGCGGGACUUCAUCUAACGCUUCUGCAGAUAGACCCCAUUCCCGCAGGCACUCAUGUGACUCCUCCUCAGGUCCCAAGGGUCCUGAUCUGUGGGCUGCCAUGAACAUGUGGGGUCACAAAGCAUAUUUAGAACCCCUCCGCUAUGCUCAGGUAAAGAAUGACUCAACAGGAGAAAUGCCAAUGGACACUGAUAUUUUGAGUCUCCUAAAAAAUUACACUCCCCUCGAUCUGGCUGCUCAUUACCAGCAAUGGAGGUUCGUUGAUCCGAGGAUUGAUCCACAAGCAAUGUUGCAGUUAAUUGGAAAUUUUGGAAAAGAAGUCCACUCCACCUCUGAAGCUUCCAAACAAGUGAACAGCCACUCCACUUCCUCCUCAGGGUCUCUCCAUAAAGGAACGUGAAGAUACACUGUGUUCCUGCUGGCUUCCAGCCGGCACGACACUGCUGAACAAAUCGGCCUGCUGUUCUUUAAAGGAACCAGCCAUAACUCCUAAAAGACAGAGGCACUGGAUAAUGCACAAUACAUGCAAAGCAACAAGGAGGACUGUUAUUAUUUUGUAAUAUGGUUGUUUAAUUUGAAGUGUUACGCAUGCUUUUGUUUGUGUAGAUGUUAGUUACCAAAACACACAUGGAGAUAUUGUUCUAUGGAAAUGAGGUAUGAACUGUUUUAGUUUAUUGUGAACACAAACACUUAGGGGGGAAACGAAAUGUGAAGUUACGUUUGCGAAAGGAUAAAGAGGACGUAUUGGCUAAAGGCCCACAGAUAUCUGCUGGGUUUGAGUGAAAACAUUUAAAAAACACCAAAUGUUAAAAACCAGGAUGCCACGAGAAAUAUUCUGAAGUACUUCAAAAGAUGUAAAGUCUGACCUGAAGAUUAUACAUCACUUUUACCUCUCUCUAUGUAGGUGUCAGUUUGUUGUUUUUUUAUAGAGCCUGCGAACUUGUAAAUCAUCCUUUUUUGGUUUUUGGUUUAGAGUUAGCAUUUGAUUAUCACCAUCACCACGCUAUGACAAGUAUAAUGCUGGUAAAAUCUGAAGCGUCAAAGUCAAGCAAAGGUUGACAUUUACAGUUUUAACUAAAAAUGAACAAAGUCAUCAUCUCACUGUGAGGCACUAUGGGGUGGUUUAAUUACAGCUAAAUCAGGAUUUAGCAGUAUAAGCUCAUAACCCCACGCACAUAAAAGGGAUAGUACAGAUUUUUUUGAAGUGGGGUUGUAAGAGGUACUUUUCUAUAGUCAGUGUAUUACCUACAGUAGAUGACGGUUGGCAUGCCCUCACUUUGGAGAAGCAGACAGGAGUCCCACCUCAGGAGCUAAGCAAUGCACUGCUGUGGACACGGGCAGCAGCAAAAUGUAUUUUAGCCACCCAAAAAAAAAAUCAGUUUGCCUGGAGACAGCUCUUUUCAACUGUGAAGCUGGUAUCUAUGCUCUCUUCAAAGCCACCAGACUCCUUUGACAAAAACAGUAAGUUUACCACACAAUACAGGAGUUGCUGGUCUACUGCUGCCUUGAAUGGUUAGUUUAUGUCAGUGUGUGAAUCUGGUGUUUUUGUGUUAUUGUGUGAGGUGUUUUAAAGGGCUAGUUCGGAUUCACCAAAGUCACGCAGUAACAGAAACAAACUAGCUGAUCGAGGCAGUGGUAGACCAGCAACUCCUGCUUUCUGUGAGGUAGAAUUACUGGUUUUGUCAAUGGCUUAAUAAUAAUUGCUUCAGUUUCCUGUCAAAAAUGUCUGACGGCAAGAAAAAGCAGUCAAAAUAUUCUAAAAAUAGCGUACACUUAAGCUGAUAUUAAUAUGUUGUAGAUUGCUGAAUAUGUUUUGCUCAUGCCCCCAUAAUAUUCAGGUAAUACGCCAACUAUGGAUAAGUACCUCAUACAACCCCACUUCAAAAAUUCUGAACUAUCCCUUUAAGAUAAACAGGACACACUGGUAUGACUUCAACUCAAAUAACUGGAAAAAAAUUCUCAUAACAUUAUGUUUGCAACGUUUUUACAAGCUUUUUGUACAAAUACUACAAAACCUUUCCGCACUUUUGACAUAGCAUGAUCAUACCCAAAGCAACUUGAUUUUCUUUAUAUGUUAAUUCACUCUGGGUCACUGUAUAUCCAAAUACACCCACAUUGAUUAGUGCUUAAGGGGUUCUCCAGUAUAUCAACCAUCUUCUGCUACAAUCUGUAGUGCCAGUGGCCAGGUUAACCAACCACUCACUUCCAGUUUAAAGCCUCAGAUUAUACUACUUAAAGGAGCAGUGUGUAGGAUUUAGUGGCAUCUAGCUGUGAGGUUGCAGAUUGCAGCCAACUGAACACCGCUCUGCUCACCACAGGGCGCACAAGCAGCAACCUCUGGGGCUGAAAAAGGAAGCCAACGCAGAGGUGCCAAAAAUUGCAGUCCCUUGAAUGGCCACUUGAGGCAAGCCCCAAAAGCGAGUCAAUCCUCCCAAACAACCACAUAAAAAUGCCCAACUUUACAGCACAGAUAAAGCUAAUUUCCCUGUUCAUGACAUCUGGAAGGGGGGGUGGAUUUUUAUAUAAGUCACCUGUUUAAAUUUGUCCAAAUAUGGUCACCUCAGGUCAUAUCUGGUUCCAAAAAUCUAAGAUGCCGACAGCCAAAAUGCCAAACUCAGGGCUUCAAAACGGCAUCCACAAACCAAUAGCUGACAUCACAGUGGCUACAUGCGUUAUCUUAGUACAGUAUAUGUGCAAAAGCCCAUCUCUAGAGCCAGUGCUUGGUUUGUCUGUUCUGGGCUACUGUAGAAACGUGGAGGACUGUGUUGAGGAGGACCCACUCGUGGAUAUUAUAUUCCAUUUCUGCCAAUAGAUCCCUCUAAAUCCAACGCACUCAACCUUUCAUGUAAAUCAGCAAUAACUAUCCUUGUGUUUUUAAACGGUUACUUAAUCCAUGGUAAAUCCAUAACCACUGACAAACCUAAGAUCCAGAAGAGACAAUCAACUAAUGUGAAAAAAACAAACAGAAAUAUUGGUGGCCAUUAUCGUAGCCAGUCUGUCAAGCACGUUUGUGUCAAAAGGACUGAUUAACAACAAAAUGUGGUGUCCUGCUUUAUGAUUAAGUUUGAAAUAUAAAUGCUAUAAUCUGUCCUUUUAUUCUUCGAUCAGAAAGAUGGUCUAAACAUCUGCACUCAUUUCACAUUGUGCUAGUGACGUAGCAAUUUAAUGCUGUGAUUUUUUUUUUUUUAGAAGUAGAAACUGUAGCGAUAACUUUUACUGACGUGGCCCUGACCUCCAUCUGCCAGUCGUGCUACUGAAGAGGCUACAAAGUAUUUUGUUUUUGACUUUUUGAACUCACCUCAUUCUGACAUUUGUUUUCAUGUGUUUUCUGUUUGCAGAUUUGUUUAGUAUGUUUAUAUUUUUUAGUUCUGGGUCAGUGUAUUCAUCUCCCAUAGAGAAGUAGUCUAUGCAUUUGACAAAAAGCCAUCAACUUAUGGAUUCUUGGGAGAUCUUGAGAAUACAUAAUUUAUUAUUGACCUUGAUCUGUGUGGAAAACUGUUUUUUUUUUUUUUUUUUGAUAAAUAUUGUAAAUGACUGUUUUAUUUAUUGGUAUUUUUGUUCGCUAAGAGUGUAAUUUUAACACUCAUAAGUACUUGAUAUUUGUAGUAACAAGAGAAAAUGUCUUUCAGUGACACACUUGGGGUCAGACUGCAGGGUCAGUUGGGAGUGAUGCUCCUGCAGGAGGAGUUAUUGAGCCUGUGAUGCAGCAGCUGUCUGUAAUAUAAAGACAGCUGAGCAGGCGAGGAGUGACAGGAGACAAUGAAACAGUGAUUUUUAUGCAAGCCUGAACUUUUAUGCAAACCUAAAGCUUAAAAUUGAGCUGUAACAGGGUUCAUUUUUUGGUGACAAUGUAAACUAUGUUUCAUAGUAAUAAUAUGUUGGUAUCAGAAUUUCUAUUUUCACCAGUUCCACAUUUUGUCUG